GUCCGGCUGUCCGCAGCCGUUGAUCCCAACUCGCACAAGACAAAAAUAAAGAGGAAAACCGUUGCUUCCCGCCAGUUCCUCUGAACCUUCCUACCUCAACUCUGCCCCCAACGACUCUUUCAAACCGAAUUCAAAUUUACGCCUCCCCUACAAUCCCUCACCAUCGAUAUUCUUUCUAUAUUCAUCAACCAUCCAACCUCUUCUCUUUCUUUCCCCUCCUUGAGCUUCCCUUCUCUCUCUCUCUCUCUCUCUCUCUCUCUCUCUCUCUUCCCUCUCUCUCUACAUGCAUCUCCUUCUCCUUUCCCACCCCUUCUUAAAACCCCAGAACCCCAUCUCCGUCUCUCCUCUCCUCUCCUCCUCCUGGGCCAGCGUCCCCUCCCACAUCCUUCCACUCUACCAUGGGCAACUGUUUCUCCCAUGGCGAUAACAAUAAGGACGCUAAGGCUCCCGAUAACAAGGAUGCAGGAGAUCAGUCUGCUAAUGGAGAAAACCCAGAUUCGGAUACUGUCUCCCCACCCAAGCCUUCAACUGCUCCCACCACCCCAAGUCCACCCACCAAGUCUUCCAAGUCUUCCCAAAUGGGAACCGUCUUGAACCGACCCAUGGAAGAUGUUCGAUCAGUGUACACAAUCGGGAAGGAGCUCGGACGAGGCCAAUUUGGGGUCACCCAUCUGUGCACCCACAAGGUUACUGGUGAGCAAUUCGCGUGUAAGAUGAUAGCCAAGCGGAAACUGGCUAACAAAGAGGAUAUUGAGGAUGUUAGGAGAGAGGUUCAGAUCAUGCACCAUCUGGCUGGCCAACCCAACAUUGUUGAAUUGAAGGGUGCAUACGAGGAUAAACAAUCUGUGCAUUUGGUGAUGGAAUUAUGUGCUGGGGGAGAGCUCUUUGAUCGGAUUAUUGCAAAGGGGUAUUACUCGGAGCGUGAAGCUGCAUCCCUGCUGAGGACAAUUGUUCAGAUUGUUCACACUUGCCACUCUAUGGGAGUUGUCCACAGGGAUUUAAAGCCAGAGAAUUUCCUCCUUUUGAGCAAGGAUGAGAAUGCCCCUCUAAAGGCUACAGAUUUUGGUCUUUCCGUCUUUUUCAAGCAAGGUGAAGUGUUCAGGGAUAUUGUUGGCAGUGCAUAUUAUAUUGCACCCGAAGUCCUGAAGAGAAAAUAUGGACCAGAAGUGGAUAUAUGGAGUGUAGGAGUGAUGUUGUAUAUUCUUCUUUGUGGAGUUCCUCCUUUUUGGGCUGAAUCGGAGCAUGGAAUUUUCAAUUCAAUCUUACGUGGACACAUUGAUUUCACAAGCGACCCAUGGCCAUCAAUUUCAGCUGGAGCAAAGGAUCUUGUCAGAAAGAUGCUAAAUGCAGACCCCAAGCAGAGGUUGACAGCAGUCGAAGUUCUCAUGUUAAAUUCAGAUCAUCCAUGGAUCAAGGAAGAUGGAGAAGCGCCUGAUGUGCCUCUUGAUAAUGCUGUCUUCAAUAGGCUCAAACAAUUCAGAGCAAUGAACAAGUUCAAGAAAGUUGCUCUUCGGGUAAUUGCAGGAUGUCUCUCGGAGGAAGAAAUCAUGGGACUAAAGGAAAUGUUCAAAAACAUGGAUACUGACAACAGUGGCACCAUAACACUUGAAGAGCUGAAGCAAGGACUCUCCAAGCAAGGGACAAAGUUAUCGGAGUAUGAAGUUAAACAGCUAAUGGAAGCUGCUGACGCAGAUGGCAAUGGGACCAUAGACUAUGAUGAAUUCAUCACAGCAACAAUGCACAUGAACAGAAUGGACAGAGAAGAACACCUUUACACUGCAUUCCAAUACUUUGACAAAGAUAACAGUGGGUACAUUACAACAGUAGAGCUAGAUCAGGCUCUAAGAGAGUUUGGAAUGCAUGAUGGAAGGGAUAUAAAGGAAAUACUUUCUGAAGUCGACAUUGACAAUGAUGGACGGAUCAACUAUGAUGAGUUUGUAGCAAUGAUCAGAAAAGGGAACCCUGAAACAAACCCAAAGAAGCGGCAUGAUGUAUUUGUUUGAUUGGGUAUCAACCAAUACCAAGAAGGGAUGAUCACAUUACAAACUUUUCCUGCUUGAAAUUUUGCUGCAAUGCCAUUAUGGUGCAGAAGUUGACUAUGUAUAUUCAGAAGCAUCCAUCAGACUUUUGCAGAUAAACUCAUGUACACUAUCUGUUGAAGAGAAAAGAAUGGGAAGGUGAAGAUGGGAGCAGGGACUGUUGGUUUGAGUUUGUGGGGAUUUAUGGGCUGUUCCCUAUUUUUGGGAACAUUUUAAGUGGAUCCGAAGAAUAUAUUGUUGUAACUGUAAUUUUUAGGAUGUUUUUUUCCAUAAUUGAGAAUAGAUUAACCCUAUUUACUCUUUUAUAGGAGGCCCCAUUUAGUAGUA
Molecule: messenger RNA, 2366 nt
Organism: Nelumbo nucifera (sacred lotus)
Lineage: Eukaryota; Viridiplantae; Streptophyta; Magnoliopsida; Proteales; Nelumbonaceae
Product: calcium-dependent protein kinase 2-like
Biological process (GO): protein phosphorylation
Molecular function (GO): protein kinase activity; calcium ion binding; ATP binding
Source: RefSeq, a predicted model, not a curated record